AUGGCUCUGAGUCGCCCACAACCCUAUGAGGGUAUGCCUCUACCCAACUACCAGAUGAGAUCGGGCUCCAACGAGGGGCAUCCGGGGUACACAAUGGAGCAGCAGCACGUCCAUGCAUCCUACGGUGGGCUCUAUGGGGUGCAAGGUGCUCAUCACGGGGGAUACCAGGGUGUACAAAACGACGGGGGCUGGACAGAACGAGUUCUCGAUGAAAUGAAGGACCUGCUACUUCUCCUCACACCCCACGGCCAAAUCACCUAUGCCUCACCAUCGUGCAAGAGUAUCACCGGCCGUGUCGCAAAACAACUCGAGGGAAGUGCUCUGGCACAUUACAUUCAUCAGGACGACCAGCCAAUCUUCCAGCGAGAUUUGGACGAAUCGGUGGUUGCGAACCAAUCGUUCCGGACCCAUUUACGAUUCCACAAGACCAACGGCACAUAUUGUCUCAUGGAGGCCUAUGGACACCCACAUCUCGCAAACCAGGAUGAGCGUGCAGGGAGACCCACGCCGGCCAACGGGCGCUGCACCGGAUUUUUCCUCGUGUGCCGACCAUAUCCCAGCAAGGUCUCUCAAUUGCUCGACUCUUUUUUGGAACACAAGAUUGAGAACGCACGUCUAGUCCAACAGAUUGCCAAAUUGAAGCAAGAAGAAGAUGAAGAGGCGACCGCGACUCGAGUGCCCUAUUCUAGGAGCGACCAGGAUAUUCGUGCCCCCGUGGCCGAAAACCGAUUCCAACGAUUCGCUCAUUCGGGGGAAAUUUCUAGUGACCCUGAUACUACAGACACCGUAGGGCCGAACUCGGAUGAAUCCGACACGAGCCAAUCGACGGGCUAUUUCGCAGAGCCCAAUACCCGCGAAGUUUACUCACAUAUUGACGGCAUCGAAGUCAUGACCGGUCUUAACUACGCAGACGGCGAGAGAUCGCACGGUCUCAGUACAGGUGUUAACCGUGGCCGUCUUAUACAUUGCGAUAUUGACAUCACCACUGCUGCUGACCAAGAGCGCAACGCUCAGGAAGGCGACCGCCGUAAAAGGCUCAAGGCCCAGCAUGUCUGUAGCGACUGUGGAACAGCAGACUCGCCAGAAUGGAGAAAGGGGCCCAACGGGCCUAAGACCUUGUGCAAUGCUUGUGGCUUGCGCUGGUCUAAGAAGGAGAAGAAACGCCAAGAGUCGGCCUAA
Molecule: messenger RNA, 1179 nt
Organism: Penicillium roqueforti
Lineage: Eukaryota; Fungi; Ascomycota; Eurotiomycetes; Eurotiales; Aspergillaceae
Product: GATA transcription factor LreB
Exons: 2
Coding region: 1-1179 (392 amino acids)
Biological process (GO): regulation of DNA-templated transcription
Molecular function (GO): protein binding; sequence-specific DNA binding; zinc ion binding
Source: RefSeq, a predicted model, not a curated record